UCCGGGGAGGAGAGGCCCCGCCCCCAUCAGCUGCACUCUCUCCUUCCGCCUCUUCCCUCUUAAAGCGACCAGAUAAUCAAGAUGGAAGAGCCAAACCAAUAUGACCCUGAAGGAGGAAGAGAGCCCUAUAAAACAUGGGGCAGGAGAAGAGUUGGAUGCUGGGAGAGAACAAAGCAGGAUGCUCUAGAGAAGGAGUUCAGCACAGACCUUAAAUGCCAACGCUUCCGGCACUUCCGCUUCCAGGAGGCUGAUGGGCCCCGAGAGGUUUGCAGCCGCCUCCACUCUCUCUGCCACCUGUGGCUGAAGCCCGAGCGACACUCCAAGGCGGAGAUGCUGGACCUGGUGAUCCUGGAGCAGUUCCUGGCCGUCCUUCCUGCGGAGAUGGAGCGCUGGGUGAGGGAAUGUGGGGCAGAGACCAGCUCUCAGGCCGUGGCCUUGGCUGAAGGCUUCCUCCUGAGCCGGGAAGAAGAGGACAAGGUGCUGCAAGAAGAGUGCCAGGAGAGAGAGCACUUUCAGGCCCAGAAGGUCCCAUUGGAUACCAGCCAGGGCUUCCCUUUCAGGUGGAUCAAGUUGGAGGAGGAUAGACAUCUCCUUCAGGCCCAGGAGGCCCCACCAUGCACCAGUCAGGUGUCCCCUUUCAGGUGGAUUAAACCGGAGGACGACACAGAAGUGUCUCUACUAGGAGACGAGACAAGGGUGCUGGGAAGACACGGCAGCUCCACUCUUUAUGAUGCAGGAGAAGAAGUGGCAUCCAUUCCACAAGAUCAGGUGAUAUUUGAGGAUGUGGCUGUCCAUUUCAGUGUCGAGGAAUGGGCCUUACUGGAUCCAGAUCAACGGGCCUUGCACGGGGAGGUCAUGGAAGAAAAUUAUAGGAUGGUGGCUUCUCUGGGUGGUGAUGGACAAGGGAGUGAAAAUGGGGGAGUUCCAAAUAAAAGGUGUCUGAAGACAGUGAGAAGUAAAAAGGAAGAAGAAAGAAGCCCAAGAAUAGAAGCAGAAGGAUAUAACAGGAACCAGUGCUCUGCUGACAUCAGGAUAAUCACAAUCGGAGAGACAAUAGAUGAAAGCUUAGAGGUUGGAAACAGCCCUGUCUAUGAGAAUGGCUUCUUCCAAGAGGCGUUUAGUAUACACCCUGCACACAAUGAAAAAUACCAAAUUGUGAGCAAGCCAUAUAAAUGCCUGGAGUGUGGAAAGCGUUUUCAUCAAAAAGGAAGCCUCCGUAGACACCAAAACACUCACAUAGAAGAGAAGCCAUAUAAAUGCCUGGAGUGUGGAAAAUGCUAUACCCAAAAAGAUAGCCUAAGUAGACACCAAAACACCCACACGGGAGAGAAGCCAUAUAAAUGCCUGGAGUGUGGAAAAUGUUUCAUUCAGAAAGGAAACCUCAAGACACAUGAAAGAACCCACACAGGAGAGAAGCCAUAUAAAUGCCUGGAGUGUGGGAAAGGUUUUGUUUCAAAUAGCAGUCUCAUUAGGCAUGAAAUGAAUCACAGAGGAGAGAAACCCUUUAAAUGCCUAGAGUGUGGAAAAGGUUAUUCUGAUAAGAGAAGUCUUAUUGGACAUGAAAUUGAACACAGAGGAGAGAAACCCUAUCAAUGUCUGGAGUGCGGGAAGAGUUUCUCUUUGAGAGAUAGCCUAAGGCUGCACCAAAAAACCCACAGAGAAGAGAAACCCUAUAAAUGCCUGGAGUGUGGAAAAGGUUUCUUUCAGAAAGCAAACCUCAAAAGACACAAAAGAACUCACACAAAUGAGAAGCUAUAUAAAUGCCAGGUGUGUGGAAAAGGUUUUUCUUAUAAGAGAAUUCUUAUAGGACAUGAAAUGAAUCACAGAGGAGAGGAACCCUAUAAAUGCCUGGAGUGUGGGAAGAGUUUCUGUUGGGAAACUGCCCUAAAGCAACACCAAAACACCCACACAGGAGAGAAGCCAUAUCAAUGCACAAAGUGUGGAAAAUGUUUCCUUCAAAAAGGAAACCUCAAGAGACAUGAAAGAAUCCACACACAAGAGAAGCCAUAUCAAUGCCUGGAGUGUGGGAAAGGUUAUUCUGAUAAGAGAGGCCUUAUGGGACAUGUAAUGAAUCACAGAGGAGAGAAACCCUAUAAAUGUCUGGAGUGUGGAAAAGGUUAUUCUGAUAAGAGAAAUCUUAUUGGACAUGUAAUGAGUCACAGAGGAGAGAAACCCUAUCAAUGCCUGGAGUGCGGGAAGAGUUAUAUACUUAAAUCCACUCUUACAGCUCACCAGAACAGCCUUAAAGGAAAGUGUGGGAAGGGUUUUGGCUACAAAUCAGACCUCACAAAUGUCCAAGAUAGUCCUAUAGAAGUCAAAAUCGAAGACAUAUCUGUAGUGAAGGUAGAGCUUCCAUAGGAGAGUCUCAAGGCCCACCAAAAAAACUCACAUGGGAGAGACAGCAAAAAGCAUGGAAUCUGAUAAUACUUUGAACUGCACAUCAAUACUCAAAGAUGUUGGAAUGUUCAUACAAAGAAAUUCUACACCUUCCUGCGUUUUGGAAAGAAUUGAGUUGCACAACAAGCUUCACAAUGUACUACGACGGUUGAAUGAAAAGUAAUGCCUCCACCUUCGUAACUCCUCAACAGAUGGCAGUACUGGUAUGCAGCAGGUACCGGCUUGUUCAGUAGACUCUCCUCUACAGUUCCAUUUUAGCGGGAAGCCUUAGCAUUAAACGGUUGUGUAGUUAAAGUGCAAAGUAUGGAACCCUGCACAGACGGUCAGUCAAUGCAAUUUAAGCAACGUGCAGUCAUUGAAUUCUUGACUGCAGAAGGUGUCACCCCAAAGGAAAUUCAUCAGAGAAUGCAAGAUGUUUAUGGUGUGUUGAUGUGAGUACUGUGUGUCGUUGGGCGAGUAAGUUUAAAGAUGUUGAGGUGGGAACAUCUGACUUGCUUGACAAACAAAGAGUUGGACAUCCUGUGACAGCAACCACUGAAUUUCACAAGCAAAAGGUUGACAGAUUGAUUCAGGAUGAUUGUCGUAUCACUCAGAGAGAACUUUCAAGCAUAAUGUGCAUUUCACAAGAACAUGUGGGUCAUAUUAUUGCUUUGCUUGGCUGUUGGAAGAUCUGUGCACGAUGGUUUGCGGAAACAGAGUGUUGACUUCUUCCGUGAUGGCUUCAGAAAAAUUGCAGAAAUAUAUCCAAUUGUCUUGUGAUUACUACGAGGGUUGAAUGAAAAGUAAUGCCUCCACUUUGUAACUCCUCAACAGAUGACAGUACUGGUAUGCAGCAGGUACUGGCUUGUUCAGUAGAUUCCUCUACAGUUCCAUUUUGGCAGGAAGCCUUAGCAUUGAACAGUUGUGUUGUUAAAGUGCAAAGUACUGAGCAGAUGGUCGAUCAAUGCAACUUAAGCAACAUGCAGUCAUUGAAUUCUUGAUAGCAGAAGGUGUCGCUCCAAAGGAGAUUAAUCAGAGAAUGUAAGCUGUUUAUGGUGAUUGUGUUUAUGUGUUGACAUCAUGAUACUUCUGAUGAAUAUGUUGAGAGAACGAUGAGACGCUGGUUGCGGAAA
Molecule: messenger RNA, 3509 nt
Organism: Anolis sagrei ordinatus
Lineage: Eukaryota; Metazoa; Chordata; Lepidosauria; Squamata; Anolidae
Source: RefSeq, a predicted model, not a curated record